AUGCAAAUAUCGUUAGAUGAAUUACAAACUGAAUUGUAUGAUAGUCAAAAACAACAUCAAUUGAUAGUUGAGAAACAUGAAAUAGAUUUAAAUGAGAAUGUUGUCAAAACUCAGCAAUAUCUCGAUCAAAUUCAAACAAUUAAUAACGAACUUGAUCAAUUGAAAGAAGAAAAUAUAGAUUAUAAAACAAAACAGAUACCAAUUUAUGAAGAACAAUUACAAAUGAAACAAAAUACAAUUAUUGAUCUUGAAAAAAACAUAGGCGAUAUAAAUGAACAAUUACAAAUAAAACAAAAUACAAUUAGUGACUUUGAGAAAAAUAUAGGCGAUAUAAAUGAACAAUUAGAAAUAAAACAAAAUAUAAUUAUUGAUCUUGAGAAAAAUAUAGGCGAUAUGAAUGAACAAUUAAAUAAUAAACAAACUCUUAUUGAUUUAGAAUCUACACGAAUGAAAACAAAGGUGAAUAAAAUAAAAUCAUUUGUCAUUCUCAAUUCUAUUCGAAGCACUUUAAAAAUCGACUCCUGUUAAUAAAUAAGAAGAAUAAAGGAAUUGGAUAAGUUUUAUUUAUUUACAUCCUUAUUAGAUCCUAUUUCUUGUUCUAAAUUUUUUUCGAAAAAUAUACCUUCCCUCUCGAUAUAUAGGAAAAUGGUGAAAAAUCUUAGAAAGAUCUCAACUUUUUUCAUAGAAUUUUCAUCAUUUUUUUGAAUAUUUUGAGAAGAAUAGUAUAUUUUCGAAAAACAUUUAGAACCUGAGCUAGGAUCUAAAGCAUCAGUGAUAAAAUUUUUAACUCCCGUUGGUUCUAUCCUUGCUUACAGGAUGAAAAAGAGGAAGAGAGAGUUUGGGACAAUUUCGAUAUGUGUCAUACAUAAAGUAAUGUAAUCAAUUCUAUUGUUUAACUAGGUAAUUGUUGGUACCGGUACUUGUGUGAUUCCUUUACCGAGCGUUCGGUACCAAC
This is a messenger RNA of Didymodactylos carnosus, 955 nucleotides long. NCBI's taxonomy places the organism in Eukaryota, Metazoa, Rotifera, Eurotatoria, Philodinida, Philodinidae. The record is from the annotation of a GenBank genome assembly.